GUCAACGCCCUGGACGGCUACAACCGCACGGCCCUUCACUACGCGGCGGAGAAGGACGAGACGUGCGUGGAAAUCCUGCUGGAGUACGGGGCCAACCCCAACGCGCUGGACGGCAACAAGGACACGCCGCUGCACUGGGCCGCCUUCAAGAACAACGCCGAGUGCGUGCGGGCGCUGCUGGAGAACGGGGCGGCCGUCAACGCCCGCGACUACAACAACGACACGCCGCUGAGCUGGGCGGCCAUGAAGGGCAACCUGGAGAGCGUCAGCGUCCUGCUCGACUUCGGGGCGGAGGUACGGGUGGUGAACCUGAAAGGCCAGAGCCCCAUUUCGCGCCUGGUGGCGUUACUGGUGCGGGGCUUGGGGACGGAACGGGAAGAUUCCUGCUUCGAGCUCCUCCACCGAGCGAUGGGA
Molecule: messenger RNA, 414 nt
Organism: Leptosomus discolor (cuckoo roller)
Lineage: Eukaryota; Metazoa; Chordata; Aves; Leptosomiformes; Leptosomidae
Source: RefSeq, a predicted model, not a curated record